This is a messenger RNA of Lagopus muta (rock ptarmigan), 10032 nucleotides long. RefSeq names its product latent transforming growth factor beta binding protein 2 (gene LTBP2). The record is from RefSeq and is a predicted model, not a curated record. NCBI's taxonomy places the organism in Eukaryota, Metazoa, Chordata, Aves, Galliformes, Phasianidae. Gene Ontology annotation, molecular function: calcium ion binding. The transcript has 39 exons. Bases 4001 to 8860 code for a protein of 1619 amino acids.
ACGUGUUCAGGUCUCCCAUUGUACCUGCUUGUGCCUUAAGUGCUUGACAGUGCUGUUCCCAUCUCCAAAGGAGCUCCUUGUUGUCUGUGUAACCUCUGUCUGGAUUAAGUGGCAAAAGGCAAAUCCUCAUCUUAUGGGAAGAGCAUAAUUGACCUCUGCCUCCUCAGAGCUGCACUCUCCCUGGGGAGGAAGGGCUGGCUCAGCUGUGAACAAAGCACUGGCUGUAAUGAGUGAGACUUUUUUGCCCUAGCAGUGUGGGGUUGGGCCUGAGGUCAGAUCUAUGCUGCAGUGAGAAGGAAGAGACAGAAGACCCAGUGACCUGGAAGUUUAGAAGUAGCCAGCUCAACUUACUGAGAAAUGUGGAGCUGCAUGAGCCCCUCCAUCAGCAGAAAUACACUGUCUGGGCAGGUGGUCCUACUGGUUCUCCAAGUCCCAUGGAAGACAUCAUUGGCAGUAAACUGUGCCCGUGUACGGGCUCAAGACAAUGGUACAUGUGCUCAGCGAUAUCUGUGCAGAGCUCAGCCGCAGGGGAAAUGAAGAGGUCUCCCCUUCAGGGACAGGCAGUCCAGGAGAAGGAAGCAGAGCAGUGAGUGCUGCAGGAUGAGAGCAUUGCCUUACCUGCAGGUGGACCAGCAGAUGGAAGGUCGUGGGCUCCUUGGAAGCACUGUUCCUGGGGUGGUCCCAGCCGCCAAGAAGGCAAGCUUUCUGCUGAGAAUAGCGGCCUGCGGACCUGAUCUCAGGAUGUCAGUGUGUGACAACCUGCCCCUGGAAAAUCUUCCUCACACUCUUUCUUUCCAUUUCUCUUUUCCUGAGAGGCACCGAGUGUGUGCUCUGCUUGAAGCCUCAUGGGGUGGACACCCUGAGCAGCCUCGCUCCUUUGAGGAAGGCAUGAUGGAAUGGGCUUCUGGCCAGGGCUGUCCAGUCUGUAGGGUCUUCUCCCUGCCACAUGCAGCUCCAGCCACAGCUAUGAGGAGACAGAGAAGCCAGCCUCAGCUUCCUGGGGUGAGGGGAGGCCGCAGUCAGAUCAAUGAAAACAGGACUUCAUUAAUUAUAGAUGGACAGGUUCCUCUGAGCUACGCUAGCUCUGCAUGAGUCACAUUCUAGCUGAGUUUUCUCUCUGUACUUUUUUUUCUUCUUUCUCUUGAAGAGUUGUUGAAGGGUUGAAAUACUGUGAUGGAUAAAUAAGGAGCCAGCUGUGCUCGGCAGCCAGCUCCACCAGAGCCUUUCUGUAGCAGUAGCCCACAGCAAUCUCCUCUCUGCCUCACUCUUCACUCGUAUCCCCUGGGUUCUGCCAUCUGUUCCUGCUCUCCAAAUUUCUUCUCCCUCACAGUGGCAUGUUUUGCUCUCAUGCUGUAAGCUCCUUUCCAGCAUGUGGUCUCAGCCCUCAGUAAUACAUGGACACAUGUUCAUAUAACAGUAUCACCAAAGUGCCCAGUGGUGGGACACCCACUUGGUUCUGCUGCGCCUCUCUCCUUCAUCUUGGAGAUGGUUAGACAAAAGGAGAAACAAACCCAGAAAACCUUGGCUUUCUGUUAGGGGCUGCCAGACAGUUUUUGUUCUGAUUUCUGACAAUGUGCUGGCCUUCUCCUCACAAGAGAAGGCUGGGAUGCGUCCUGGGGCUCCGAGGGAUGGACACAUCAAGAGCAGAUGAAGGUGGCUGGAGGGGCCAGCAUGAGUGUCUGGACAGAGCUGUUCCCAAAACCUGCCUUGCAGCUUGUCAGUCCUUUGGGAACAUCUUCCUUGGGCAUCCUGUCAGCGUAAGCACUGAACUCUGUGUCUCCCAUGGGAAAGUCAAGGCUUGGAGUGGUGUUUCUGGAGUCUUUGCUGGCCAUGCUUUCAGGUCCAGAAACUGCUUUUCUUGCUUCCUCAAUGUCCUUGGUUCUAGAAGUGCCCUCAGAGAUGAAUUGCUGCCUGGAAGCUGUUUCUCCAUCCAGCUCUCCGGGCUACUGUGCCUUUGUUCCUUGAGGUGGCUCUUUUCAGAAGCUGUGACUUGUGCCUCCAAAAGACUGGCUGUGCACCCUGAUCUGUGAACCUGGGGGACUGCCUGGCCUUCUCCUGCACCUCAGCCUUCAGCCAGGGAAAUGCUCCUUCUUAGCCCAUGAGCUUCAGGCAGCUCCUGAAUCCAUGGAAUGUGUCCCAUCUGCAGCGCGUUAGGGGUCCACUCGCAGCAGAGGAAGAAGCACAUGUGGGUUGUGAACCCUUCAGAAGAGGAAGAAAACAAGCUAAUUUAUCUAAGGGAUGUGGUGCCAGGAGCUACAUCUGCGGGCCAACUGGUGUGGAAGCAUGGUUCCCGGGUGCUACCCAGCCAAGGGGGUGUUGCAGAGGUGAUGGGGACAUGAAGGGUAGAAGAAUGAGAAUGCAAGGGGUCCAGGCACAGUGGGACCCCUGCUCCGUAUUCUUUGAGAGGGCUGAAGGAGAACUGAAUCUCAGCCAUCCCUCCAGGGUACAGACACCUUUUCUCACUCAGCCUCUUUCACCAGGCACUGUGACUUUGAUUUUCAGCUGCCCAAGCACUCCUGUUUCUCCACCAUAGCGGUGGUGGGAAGGACGGGCUAUUCUGGUAGCAUGGUACAUCCUUGCUCCUCUUCUCUCCAGGUUCCAGUGAGCCUCUUCCUUUCUGCUCUAGCUGCAAAAGCUGCCUCAUUCACCUUGUUAUGCUGCUAGCCAUGGAAAGUGUGAACUUAGGGAGGUGCCACAACUCCAUCUGAACUUGGCCUUUCCUUUGGUGCUGUCUCAGUCACCCCAGAGCUGGUGCAGGGAAGUACAAGGAUGUGGAUGCGGUGCUUCUGCUUUGCCCACCUGCAGCUCGCCCUCCUGCAAAAUGCUCUCUGCUGUUGAACUCCACUCACCACCCUCCCCUGCUGCUAAUCUCUCUUCCCAGGCAUGGGUUUGAUCUCGGCGGCGAGCCGCUCGAUCGGCCGCUCUCUGUCUGCGUGAGUUCCUGAGAAAUGAGGUAUUUCAUGUUUGUCUGCUGAGCCCCCGCUGAGCAGCGUGCUGCAGCCCAACUUGCAGCUCUCCACGCUCCCUGUGCUUCCCAAUUUCCGACUUAUUUUCAGGGAGAGCUAAAUACAAGGCAAUCCUGUACCUGUGCAUUGCCCCUGGCUCACCUGCAUCGGGGCUGCCCUUGCUCCCUGUCUGAUUGGCACACGUGCUGCUGGGAACAAACAGCUCUGGAACACCCUUGGAGGAGUGCCUGCUUGCAUGGGGAGAUUGGGUAGGGCUCAGCAUCCAGCUCCUGGGGUGGCUGUGAGUGUGACACCAGGCUGAUUUGAGACGGGAUGCCAAGCCCCUGUGCUGGCUCUGUGUGGGGUACUAGAUGGCCGGUGAGGCUGUGCUUGGUUUGUAAACCUCAUUCCUCAGCUGUCAGAGCCCAGGACUGCAUCUUCCAGGGGUGACCCAGUACCUCUGGGGGGGGGGGAUCCCACUGGUGCUCCAACUGAGUCCUCUGCAGGGCUUCCCACAGGGCUUCCAGCACUGCCAGGGUGCUUUGAGAAGCUUUGUUUAUGGCUUUGUUUAUGGUAUUGAUAAUUUUCUUGUGUCAGGUUUAGGCACAAACAUUCUUUCCACUGCUGCAUAAGAAAGUAAUUAGGUGAGGAUGGAAAGGACAUUCCUCUUCCUCAGAACAAAGAGCUGAGCCUCAGCUCUUAUCUGGCACUGCUUGCAGCUUUCAGUAGCUACGCCAGAUUCUGCCCAAGCAGAUGGAGAGGUGAUGUCAUCCAGGAAAUGCCAAGGCACCUACUGUCCCUCGCUCUGAUGCCACUGCCCCACACAGACAGCUGCCAGUCCUGAGGUCAAAGUCUGAACCUGCUCAGCCUUGCUGUGGGUACCUGCAAUGGGAAAGGCUGGAGGGAUGCAGAGGGCAGUCAGCAGGCCCUGUGAGGGCCUGGAGGAGUGGUGAGCAUGGGAGUUCUUCUCAGUGCAUUUAAAGCAGCCACUUGGAGCCACGUUUCCACCUCCAUGUGCCCACACGGAGGAAAAUGGGAGGGCUUGACGUCUAUUGAUGGAUGCGACUCCUGGGAGGUGUCUCUUAGCCGAGGGACCUGGAGCUUUCAGGCCGAAUGUCUGUGGGAGACAGUGCUGCUCGGGUUGGGCUGUGGCUCCUGGCACAAACCACUGCAUCAAACCUGUUUGUGACCCACCGUGCCAGAACAAAGGCUCCUGCAGCCGGCCCCAUGUCUGUACCUGUCGCUCGGGCUUCCAGGGCUCCAGGUGCGAAGAAGUCGUCCCUGAGCAAGAGUACCACCCGCCCAGCAUCGCCCUGCAGCCCCCUGCGGGCUUCCUGCGGAGGAGGACUGGCACAGCUGAACGGGAUGCCUCCCCACGAGAGGCUCAAGCAUCUGUCCCACGGCAUGCACCCACCAGGACUCAGAGCAGAAUUGGCUCUCCUGUUUCAGCCCAGCACACAGUGCCAUCACGGACUGUCCGGCGUUACCCUGCCAGCAAUAGCCAGCUCACGUCUAACACACUGCCCAACGGGCAUGGGCACGAGCAGGGCAGCUCUGGGCCAAAUGCAGCUUUCCAGGAGCACACAGUGGCUGCAAGGGGGGCAAAUCUGACAGAGAAGAUUAGGAAAAUAAAAAUCAUCUUCACACCCACCAUCUGCAAACAGACGUGCCAGAAUGGACGUUGCUACAACAGCUGUGAGAAGGGAGACACCACCACUCUCUACAGCCAAGGGGGGCAUGACCACGACCCCAAGUCUGGCUUCCGCAUCUACUUCUGCCAGAUCCCCUGCCUGAAUGGAGGACGCUGUGUUGGCCGUGAUGAGUGCUGGUGCCCUUCCAACUCCACGGGGAAGUUUUGCCACUUGCCGGCCCCCUCUCCAGAAAAGAAGCAAGGAGGGAAGGCACCAAACACCAUGGCCAGUGGCUCUAUGAAGCACUCCACGUACACCCUGCCCUUGUCCAACCAGCUGGCUUCCCUGAACCCUUCCCUGGUGAACGUCCACAUCAACCACCCUCCAGAAGCCACCGUACAGAUUCACCAGGUGGCCAGGGUGAGAGGUGACUCAGAGGUGUCAGAGGAGAACAGCGUGGAGGCAGUGCUGGUGCCUCAGAUGGCCACGGUCCCCUGGUACACCUACAGUAAUGGGAACGGCAACAGCAUCGCCACUGAGGGAGGCCAACAGCAGAGAUCCCCAGGGUUACUGGGGAGGUGCUUUCGGGAAGCUCUCCAUGGGCAGUGCACCAACCCGCUUCCAGGGCUCACCCUGCUGGAGGACUGCUGUGGCAGUGUGGGACUCUUCUGGGGGGUGGACAGGUGCCUGGCCUGUCCCCCUCGGCCAGCGCACCCCGUCGUUGAGAAUGGACAGGUGGAGUGUCCCCAGGGAUACAAGAGGCUGAAUAGGAGCCACUGCCAAGAUAUCAACGAAUGCUUGAUGCAGGGCUUGUGCAAAGAUGCCAAGUGUUUGAAUACCCGUGGCAGCUUCCGCUGUACUUGCAGACCUGGCACCAUGUUGGACCCCUCCCGCAGCCACUGCAUCUCUGACAAAGCAGUGUCGAUGGAGCAGGGGCUUUGUUACCGCUCAGCAGCUGGAGGUGUGUGCUCCUUCCCCCUCUCCCACCGAAUCACUCAGCAGAUCUGCUGCUGCAGCCGCGUCGGAAAGGGCUGGGGCAAGAACUGCGAGGAAUGCCCUGUGCCCGGCUCAGAAGCAUUCAAGGAAAUCUGCCCAGCAGGACACGGCUAUACCUAUUCCAGCUCUGACAUCCGCCUUUCCAUGAGAAAGGCAGAGGCAGAAGAGCUGCCCCUAAGCCUGGAAGAGCACAGUGAGAGCAGCAACUGGACAUUAGACUGGGCAACAAGGAGACAGCAGCUGCAGGACAGUUUGCAUGGGAGUGUCCUGGAGGCGUUGCCCCACCCUGACAUCUCAGCAGGAGAGGGUGAAGUUUUUCCUGCUGGGCAGGAUGCUGCUGAUACCACCCCAGAGCCUGAGGCGCGCAGAGCAGUGGAAGAAGAGUCCCGGCAUGCUCCUCCCCAGCCUGGCCCUACUACCAUCUGGGCUGAUGCUGCUCCAACACAGAUACCUGCGCAGGGCUCAGGGGCCAGCGGCUGUGCCUCUUCAUCCCUUGCCUGUGGAGCUGGUGUGUGUGUGCUCACCCCGGAUGGAUACAGCUGCUCAUGCCACCCAGGCUAUACGCUGCACCCCAGUCGUCUGCACUGCAUUGAUGAAGAUGAGUGUCUGCAAGAUCCUUGCGCUGGAAAAGGUCACUGUGUCAACAGCAUGGGCUCCUAUUCAUGCCUCUGCUAUUCUGGGUACGCUCUGGUUUUCUUGGAGAGCAAGCAGAGUUGUCAGGAUCGGGAUGAAUGUGAGCAGCCCUCUACCUGCCCAGGACAGCAAUGUGUCAACACCCCUGGUUCCUACCGUUGUGAGUGCAAGGAGGGCUUCGCCAUGGGCCUCCGAGGACAAUGUGAAGAUAUCAAUGAGUGCAUGGAUCCCAGCCUUUGUCCCCAUGGGAAGUGUGUUAAUACUCCAGGCUCCUACAGGUGUGUCAGCUGUGCAGAUGGCUAUCAGCCCAGGAAUGGAAGAUGCAUUGAUGUGGACGAGUGCCUGGUGGAGAGAACCUGUGCCCAUGGACAAUGUAUCAACUUGGAUGGCUCCUUCCGAUGUUCCUGCUACCGGGGCUAUGAGGUGGCACCUGAUGGGAAGAGUUGUGAAGAUAUUGAUGAGUGCGCAGCCCAGGCUGCCUGUCCCUCCAGACUCUGCCUCAACACCGAGGGCUCCUACUCCUGCAUGGCUUGUGAUGCUGGCUACACCGUUUCUAGAGAUGGCAGCACAUGUGAAGAUGUGGAUGAAUGUGCAGACCUUGCUAUUCAGUGCCUGGGGGGAGAGUGCCGGAACAUGCUGGGCUCCUACGAGUGCCGGUGCCAGGCUGGCUUCGAGCUCGUCAAUGGCACCGCGUGCCAAGAUGUGAAUGAGUGCCUAAACAGUGAGAUCUGCAGCCCCAAUGGCGAGUGUCUCAACAGCCAUGGAUCCUACUUCUGCAUCUGUGCACCUGGCUUCUCCAGUUCAGCUGGAGGAGUCAACUGCCAAGAUGUGGAUGAAUGCACAGAGAAAUCCCGGUGCUCACAAGGCCAGUGCCUGAACACAGAAGGCUCCUACAGGUGUCUGUGUGAAAAUGGGUUCAAACACUCCCAGGAGACCGAUGACUGUGUAGAUGUGGAUGAAUGUAAGGAAUAUGGGGAUGCCAUCUGUGGCACAUGGAGGUGCCAGAACAGCCUGGGCUCCUACCGUUGUAUCAUGGGUUGCCAGCCUGGCUUCCACUGGACACCCCUGGGUGACUGCAUUGACAUAGAUGAGUGCGCCAAUGAGACGCUGUGCGGGAGCCAUGGCUUCUGUGAGAACUCGGAUGGUUCCUUCCGCUGCCUCUGUGACCGUGGCUAUGAGAGCUCACCUUCUGGCCACUAUUGUGUUGAUGUGAACGAGUGUGAGCUGAUGGUGGCCGUGUGUGGGACCGCACUCUGUGAAAAUGUGGAGGGAUCGUUCCUGUGCCUGUGCCCCAGCGACCAUGAGGAAUACGACACAGAGGCAGGGCAGUGCCGGCCACGGGCAGCCGUGGAGGGCCCUGAAGGACACACAGACCAACCCUCUGACAGCAUGGAGCGCAAGCAGUGUUACUACCACAUCAGUGACGUUCGCCUGUGUGACAGUGUCCUGGCCAAGAACGUGACAAAGCAGGAGUGUUGCUGCACCGUGGGGGCAGCCUGGGGUGACAACUGUGAGACCUUCCCCUGCCCCAUCUUGGGUACAGUGGAGUAUCAAGAGAUCUGCCCUCUUGGGAAGGGCUAUGUUCCUCAAGAAGAUCCACUCUCAGGAAAAGUCUCCUUCACAGACAUGGAUGAGUGCGAGACCUUCGGCUCUGAGUUCUGCCGCAAUGGACAGUGUCUGAACACGGUGCCAGGCUACAAGUGCUUCUGCCGUACAGGCUACUUCUAUGAUGCUGGCAGGCUUGAAUGCAUAGAUCAGGAUGAGUGCCAGAACGAGGUGUACUGCAUCAAUGGCGAGUGUCUGAACACGGUCGGCUCCUACCACUGCUUUUGCAGCCUCCCACUUGUGUUGGAUGCCACUGGCAACCGCUGUGUGAACUUCUCUGGCAGGGCAGAUGCCCUAGAGGAGUAUGAGAUCCACCUGGACGUCUGCUGGCAAACUGUCUCUGACUACAUCUGCCAAGACCUGCUGCAUGGCGAGCAGACAACCUACACUGAAUGCUGCUGCCGCCUUGGUGAAGCCUGGGGCCAAAACUGUGCGCUCUGUCCACACAGGUCCUCUGCUGAUUUUGCUUUCCUCUGUAAUGGAGCCAGUGAAGACAGUGACAGAGGGUCUGAAGUCCGAGAAAGACCUAGGUAUGAGUAUGGACCAGGCUUGGAAGAUCCCCACUACGGCCUUCCCAACCCAGACAUGGGCCCCUACUACAACUACCUGGAGUCAGAGUAUGGAAACCCUGAUGCGGCUUUCCCUCGGAGAGAACUGAGCAGCGAGUUUCGCGGCAGCCCUUUCCACCAUGGCCCAGGGCGGCCCCCACCCCGCUACCUGCCCAGCCAACCUGGUCUUUAUGAGGGCUUUGAGGGGCUGCAGGCUGAGGAGUGUGGCAUCCUCAAUGGCUGUGAGAACGGACGUUGCGUGCGCGUCCCAGAGGGCUACACCUGUGACUGCUUCGAUGGCUACCAGCUGGACAUGACCCUCAUGGCCUGUGUGGACAUCAAUGAGUGUGAGGAUGUGGAUGUCCCAGUGCCCCUAUGCCAGGGCGGCACCUGUGAGAACACAGAAGGCUCCUACCGCUGCCGCUGCUUGCCAGGCUAUGUGGCACUGGCCCAGCCCCACCACUGUGUGCCUCAGACAGCCCAGAGCCCGGCAGCAGCAUAGCUCUAAGGGAGUGGCAGUGGGGGGUACCCCCCUCUGGUGGCACGCUUCUCCGGGACCUGGUGGUGUGGAAAAGGGUCCCCGGGGCUGUGGCUGCUUCUAUACCCUUUGUCCCUUCACCUCCAAAGCGCACAACUCCCCUGCCACCUUUUCCUGGCUGUGAGUGCCAGGGCUGAGCUCCCAGCCUCUGUACCCCCAUCCUCACCUCCAGCUCCUGCUUCUGCCACAGCAGAGCCCUCCCCAGCCCGGCCCCCAGCACCUGCCGCAGUGCCACAUACCACGGGGGCUCGCAGGACACUUUCUCUUGCCGUGCAGCCCCAGCUCCUCCCCGCACCCUGCAGAGAGACUGGGUUCACCUCCCCAAGACGAGCAUCACUGCUGCACUGACCUAGCGGCGAGCCUCGCUGCACCAUGCAGCCUGCCCCAGGACACAGCCCUGGGGGAGCAACCCCGGCUCCCUAAAGCUGCUGCCCAACCUCAAGGUGUGGUGGAGAGGAUGGGGGUCCCACAGCCGGCUCACCCUGCAGCCGUCCCAGGCGCCUCCCUACCCCUGCGCUGUGCCUUUGUGCCCCGCGCUGGCUGGGGGGAGUGGGCAGGGUUCCAGCUUAGUUUCUGUAAAGUUGGUGACUUUUUUUUAACCGAGUCUGCUGGAAACUUCUCUCAUGUUGUUAAAUAAAACAUUUAUUUUGGGCCCUGUGGCUCAUGACACUGGGGCUGGGUCAGAAUUGUGCUUGUCUUCCCUCUGCCAAGGGAUACCACCAGCCUCCCCACUCCUGGGACAGAGGAAAACCAUGCCAGGCCAAAUACCCACUUACCUGCCCUAACUGGAGCCAACUCCUGCCCCUGGGGGCUACACAGCACAUAUGGCUGCUAACACCCUGCUUCCUUCACACACCCUUUGCUUGCAGUUCAACAAUCCUUGUGGCUGGCUGGAACCCCUGAACAGGUCCAGGAGUUGCUUUUCCUACCCCAGAGCCCCUGCUGGGAAUGCUUUUGCCUCACACUGCAGCAAGCAAAGAUGUGUUCUGCACAGCCAUCUCUGUAAGGUGUACUGCUCCAGAACAGUGCAGGACCAGCAGAGCUGAUGCAGAGCCUGAUGCUGCCAGGUAGACACCCCAGCAUUCAGCAGCAAAGAUGCAUGGUUGCUCACAACUCACCUACACUGAGACCAGCAA